AUGAUAAAUUCUAUUGAGAAUUUCACUAAUGAAAUUUUCUAUGACAUAUUUGAUUAUCUCGAUGGUUGUGAUAUUCAUAGAGCAUUUUCAAAUCUUAAUUAUCAUUUUUAUCAAUUUCUUAAUUCUUCAUUACUUUUAUAUAAAAUAAAAUUUAAUUUUUUAUCUGAUGAUUUAUUUCUAAAUAAUUAUCAACAUAUGAAAUCUAUUAAUCCACAUCAGAUUUUUUCACUUAAUUUAUCAUUUGAAUUAUAUAUUGACAAAUUUCUAUCAUCAUUUAGCAUCGAUUCAUCACUUGAUCAUCUUCAAUCAAUUUAUCUUCUAAAUAUUCAACCAAAUACACUUUUAAUACUUCUAAAGAAUUGCAUUCAUUUACCACGUCUUAUUUCAUUGAAUAUUAUGUCAGUUCAUCAAUUAAUAGAUCUAUGUCAAAUUUAUUUACUAAUUUUUACUUUUCCAAAAUUAAUAUAUCUUAGAAUAAUAUCUUUUCGAUUCAAGGACCCUGCCGUAUUACCAUUGGCUACUGACAAUCAACAAUUGAGUAUAAUUGAACAUCUUAUUAUUGACCAUAUUGUUACAUUCAAGGAACUUGCUGCUAUACUUUCUUACACACCUAAAGUUUAUCAUUUAAAAUUUUUUCAUGAAGAUAGAUAUAAUCGAACAAACUUUGAUGAAUUCGAAAUAUUUUUAAGUAAAUUACCUUCUACUCUUAAAAGUUUCAAUUUAGUUUAUACUGAAAGAGAAUUACAAUAUCUUGAUUUUGAUGUAUGGGAACAAUUGAUUCUACAAAAUUUUCCUCAAUUAGAAAAGUUUUACUUCGAGUUUGGUCCAUAUACAUAUGAUGAAGAUGAAUUUAUCUUUGAUGGUUGUGUAUGUGAUCAAUUUAUUUCUUCGUUUUGGAUAAAUCGACAAUGGUUUGUUGAAAUUGUUAUUGAACCUGAGAUUAUUUCUCUUUUUAUGAAACCAUACAGUCUUGAUUCAUUAAAAUUAUCGUCUAUAACAUUACCAAUUACAACAUUAUUAUCGAUUGAAGAACUCGAUUGGAUUAAUCUUGCAGUAGAAUAUAAUAAAAUCACAAAAGUUUAUCUUGAAGAAAUGAUUGAAUUUGAUGAUGUUCUUUUUCUUAUUGAUCUAUUUCCGAAAGUAAAAUAUCUUCAAAUUGGUUGUACAAGUGAUAUCGAUAUUAACUUAUUCGUACAAACUAUUUUAAUGAAAAUUCAUAAUAAAGUGAAUUCUAAUCUUCAUCUAUUAGCCAUUUCUAUUCCAACAGCAGACGAUUCUAUGAUGGAAAGAAUACAAAAUUUUAUCGAUUUGAAAGGUCUUCUUUUUAAUUAUACAAUUAGACGUACAAAUGAUACUAUUUUCAUACGGAUGAAAUCAUUUUAA
Adineta steineri is the source of this 1383-nucleotide messenger RNA. NCBI's taxonomy places the organism in Eukaryota, Metazoa, Rotifera, Eurotatoria, Adinetida, Adinetidae. The record is from the annotation of a GenBank genome assembly.